Punctularia strigosozonata HHB-11173 SS5 is the source of this 3194-nucleotide messenger RNA. RefSeq lists its product as uncharacterized. Gene Ontology annotation, biological process: septin ring organization; establishment of cell polarity. Gene Ontology annotation, cellular component: cytoplasm; division septum; nucleus. Gene Ontology annotation, molecular function: guanyl-nucleotide exchange factor activity; protein binding. The transcript has 7 exons. The coding region runs from base 57 to 2873 and encodes 938 amino acids. Lineage: Eukaryota; Fungi; Basidiomycota; Agaricomycetes; Corticiales; Punctulariaceae. The record is from RefSeq and is a predicted model, not a curated record.
GCUUGCCGACACGACCCUCGCGCUCACAUCCUCCUUUCCUCCCCCACCGACGCCCAAUGACUACGGUGGCAGGACGCAAAAAGUCCAUCGUCUCCAGCGGCGGCGUCAUCCUUGACAUGGCCCCGCCCGUUGCCAACAACAACGUCCUCAAUAAGGCCGCAUCCGCCUCCCUCUACCAGCGAUGCGCCGCCCUCAGAGCUGCGCUCCUCCGCGUCCGCGACUUCCCUCCCUACUUCGCUAUCGGCGCUCAGCCCGAAUCUUCUCGCAAAUCCACCGACCCGGUCACCCAGCUAUGGGAUUGCUUCGCGACCGGCAUCCCCCUCUGUUACCUCUUCAACCUCCUCCCACACAUCGAGAAACGAAUCGAGUGCGAUACCGACAUUGCCAAAUUCGAUAACGCUGAGCGUACGAAGAAGCAUGCGGUCGCCAAGUUUAUCAUCGCGACUCAGAAGAUGUCCCCUGUCGGCCUUACGGUCACGGACUUCGUCGACCGCAACUCGACGGACGGCUUUGUCAAGGUCAUCGAAGUUGCUGAGAUGAUAGUCGAGCGAUUGCCUUCCUCCGUCUAUGUAGAAUCACCCCCCUCACCCCCGCCCUCCAUGUCGACCUACGAAUCCACGGAAUCACUCGCUUCCUCAGACGGCACUCCGGUCAUGCCACCGGCAUCGACACCGCAAGAGGCUGCUAGGAACAACAUCCUCAUGGAGAUGCUCGUCACUGAGCGCAAGUAUGUGCAGGACCUGGAAGUCAUGCAGAAAUACGCCGAAGCGCUCGCCCAAAGCAGCACGCUGGACAAAGAUACCAUACAUCUCUUGUUCCCGAACUUGAACAAGCUGCUCAACUUCCAGCGCCGAUUUCUCAUCCGCUUCGAGGGAACCGCCGACAUGCCGUGGAAAGAGCAACAUUGGGGGCAGCACUUCCUUGAAUGCGAGGAAGAGUUCGCUGUCUACGAGCCGUACUGCGCCAACUACAACAACGCAUCGGAUCUUAUGGUCUUAAUGGAGUCGGUCCUCAGCUCCCAGAACCAUCUGAUCAACGCAAGGUCGGAACUGCCGGCCUUCUUGAUCAAACCCGUGCAACGAAUUUGCAAAUACCCCCUGCUCCUUGAUUCACUUAUCAAGGCAGCCGGCGAUUAUCCACUGCUUGACGAGCUGAAGGAGGGAUUGGCAGCCGCUAAGCGGAUCACCGACAAGAUCAAUGAGGCGCAGCGCCGUGCUGAGAAUGUGCAGACUGUGAAGAAUCUCGAGGGUCGUGUCGCAGACUGGAAGGGUCACAAUUUGUCCAAUUUCGGGGAGCUCCUCCUUGAGGACAUCUUCAUGGUCAACAAGUCGGACGUGGACCGGGAAUAUCACGUCUUUCUGUUCGAGAAGAUCAUCCUCUGCUGCAAGGAGCUCGCUCCCCCUACGCCCAACCUAAAGAAGGUUGGAAAGAGCAACUCCAUCCUCAAGAAGCAGCUCGCGCCCCCACCACUUCAGCUGCCUGGAGGCGUCGGUGCGACGAAGAAGAAGGACACGCCUCUUCUGCUCAAGGGUCGGAUCUUCAUCAACAAUGUCACCCAGGCGGUGCCGAACACAAAGAACGGUUAUUCCCUUGCCGUCUGGUGGUCUGGCGAAGACGACGUUGAAUUUUUCACGCUUCGUUGCAGGACGGAGGAGCAGCUGAAGCAAUGGGAAGCUGCGAUCAACCGCUUGAUCGGCGACGUUGCGAAAAGACGUGCCACGACCGAGCGCCAAAGCUUCGCGCGCGGCUCUGCCAAUGCUACCCCGAACAGCACCAACCCUUCGCCGUAUCCCCGCAACCCUUUCGACCGAUCGACAUCGGGAUAUGGAUCAUUCAACGGCGCACGGGUUGCUUCGUCAUACCAGGACGAAUACACAAUCAGCCCAGCGAAUGGGGCCGGGCCGCAGGGCUACCCCCAAAACGCCUUUGAAAUGGAGCACGACGACGAAUUUGAAGACUACCCACCGGCGACGUCAGGUCGCGGCACUCCUGUAGCAAACAGGCGCGGAGCUCGAACGCCCGGACCCUUCGACGAAGACGGCAGCUCAUUCAGAACGAGCAAUUACGGUGCCAGGGGCUAUCCUGCACACCCGCCCGUGAAUGGCCUUCCGGCGGCACCAGCGCUGCAAAGACCAAUCAUGUCGCGCCUUUCUUCUACUGCGAGCGGUGCCAGUGGUGCUAGCUACAGCUCGGAAGUGAGCUUCGGGACCAUGCCUGCACGGCCACCGACGCUUCGCAGUCAGUUUAGCUCGAACCGACUGCGCAGCGCAUACGAUCGCUCGGAUCCACGCUCGAGUGCGACGCCGGUGCCGAUGACACCAGGUCUACCGAAUGGCCCGGCUCGCUCACGGAGUGCCAGCCAACCGAGCGCAUACAUUCCGAAGCAGCAACCGCCGCCGCUACCGACUGCCGCGGGGCCAUGGGCGGCUCGCGAGGGGACGUCGAUCGAGCGCAAGCGGGGAAGUGGAUCGAGCCAGUCGACCGGCGACAGCUCAGAUUACUCGCCUCACAGCUCAUCGCCGAUCACCCCGUACGGAUCCAGCGAUUCCUCGCUUGGUGGUUCUGUGCGUGGCUCCAACUCAUCGGACAAGCCGGGUUCUCUCGCAACAGCAGCGGUGCCUGUGAAGGUGAAGGUGCACUUCCACGAGGACAUCUUCGUUAUUCAGGUGCCGAGGUCGACGGAGUACAAUGAGCUCGUCGAGAAGGUCGGCAAGAAGAUUCGCUUGUGCGGACCCCGCCGCGAUGACGGGCCGCUCCGGGUGAAGUAUCGCGACGAGGACGGUGACAUGGUAUCACUGGGUUCGACCGAGGACGUUCAAAUGGCGUUCGAAGCUUUCCGACCAGGAGGCCAAGUCACCCUCUACGUCCAAUAGACGAUUCUCGCCUUGCAUCUGAUCCACCUUGCUGCAUCUCCUCCACUUCCUUCCAUCCCACGUCUCCGCUGCCCGUAGCAUUGCAUCGUACGCCCGCCCACCACAUUAUCCAGGAACCCCACCCCAGCCGCACAUUCUCUUUGGUUAUGUAUUAUCUCUAUCAUUCUGACGGAUCCGGCUUCGGCAUUUCGAGUUGGACUGAUGGAUUAAUUUCACUGGUCGUUCUUUACGAUAUCUCCCCCGCCUUGGUGUCUACAUUCACUCCUUCGCUCUCUCUCUCCUCCCUUAGCUCUCUCAGGAUUGUUCACAUUCGUCAUAAAC